AGAAUAGUAUUUUGUGCCAAAGUGGUUUGUGUCACUCUAUGCCACUACUAUCUCUGUAUUUUGAAAGCAAUACGGAAAAAUUGUCAUUAUUUAGAAUAUAAGAUUCAAGAUUGAAGCAAAAGAGUUAAUUCUAGAUGAACUGGUGAAGGUAGUAAUGGAUACUUCUGAUAGCGAGCACUUUGAAAGUGCAGAUGAAGAUCUUCAUUCUGAUAAUGAGAAUGAAAAACAGUCCAUUAAAUCUGUUUCUGAAUAUAAAUCUGUUGAUACGUUGAAAGUGGAGGUUGGCCUAAAAAAAUUGAAUUUGAAGGAAUAUUUAGAUGAUGAUCAUGAUGAAGAGAAGAAUAAAGUCCUAAGUCAAAUAAUACCAAAUGUUGACUCUGGUAUAGUCUGUGAUUGUGAACAAUCUAAAAUUACAAGUUGCAAAAAAAACAAUGACAAUCAAAAUGAUGAUGUAAAUGAAGAAAACAUUUUACCACAAAAUAUAGAGGAAGAAGAGGUUGCUAAGCCAGACACUGUUUCAACAAAAACCAAUAUUUCUGAGAAUAUAGCCCUUUGGAGUGAAGACAGACCGAAUGUCUUAACACUUGUUGAUAAUUUAGUAGAAGAAUUUGAUAAGAGAAAUAUAAGGUCAGAAUCUAAAGAGGUAUUAGUUGAUUCAUCAGAUGAAAACAUGUGGGACAACGAUGAUUGGGAACCUGUGUUAGAUACUGACAAUGGUGAAAUUAUUAAACUACAUGAAAAUACUGGAAGUCAGGAUGAUGAUGAGGAUAUGUGGGAAAAUGACAAAUGGGAGACUGUGGAGGAAGGAAGGGAAAAAUGUCAGCCUAACACCGAUAAAACCUCUAACCAAGAAAAUCAGAGCUGGGGCAGUUGGGGUAAUUGGGGGGUUUCCUCAAUACUCAACACAGCCUCUCAAAGCGUUUCCACUUUAACAAAUCAAGUGUCCCAAGGAUUUUCUACAGUUUUGGAAACUAGUAUGGGUAUCCCAGAUGCUGAAGAGCUUGCAAAAUUACACAAAGAGGAAGAAAGUUUGGAACUAAAAUCUGAAUCUGUGGAGCAGAAGUCCGGGUCAGUAGGACCGGAAACUUCUGGUCAAAAUUUUUCUACUUUUGGUUUCGGAAACUUGUCUAAUUUAGUUUCUGGAGUGUCUAAUUUAACCAAAUUUGUGGAACACACUGGAACGAAAGUUAUCACUGGAGGUUUGGACACCUUGGAAACUAUUGGUAAAAAAACAAUGGAAGUUCUGCAAGAAGGUGACCCAGGUUUAAAAAAUAAAAGAGCUUUCUUAAAGUUAGACAAAGAUAAGCCUGUCCUCUCACAGGUUCUGAGGGAAGCCAAAGAGAAGGCUGAACAGGAGAAUAAAGUUCUUCAACAAAAAAAUAUCGCCAAAAAACUGAACUAUGAAAGUUUAUUUGACGACUAUCAUGGCUUGGUGCACUUGGAAGCUCUCGAAAUGCUCUCAAAACAGUGUGACAUCAAGUUGCAAACUUUGAAGGACGGUUGUACAGGAAAUGAGUUAACAGAUAUAUUGGAGACUUUAGACCAAAUAAAAGAGUUGUGUGAGUUGCCAGAUGAAGAUGAUGAGGACCAACCAAGUUUAGGAGACAUAGAAGAAAGGAUAUGUUCUGCUGUGCAAGAAAUCGACAUAAAAAUUUCGUAUGACAAAUUAUUCUGUACUUGGAAGGAAACAGAAGGCUGGUUGAAUAAUUUGAAAUUAAAUUUUUGUGAUGAAACAGAAAUACACCAAGAGGCUUUACAGUCUUUGGCACGAUUAACAGCUCUGGCUGUUGAACAGUUUCAUAAAGCAGGGGAAUUGUUGUUGAUUAAGGAACAUCGCAGUACAGCAGAUGAGGCAGACAGUCUAGUACAAAUAACUGUAGCACUGACUUCUGUUAUUGGAGUUGUAGCAGGAAAAUUUUCUGAUAAAUUGAAUGAGAAGGCAGCAGGACAUGAAAACGUAGCAAACAUCAAUGAAUUGAUUACCAAUGUGUUUUUUGAGGCCGCUAAUAGUACCUCUUACAUACAAGAUGCCUUUCAGCUUUUGGUACCAGUACUGCAAGUAGGUGCAGUUUAAAGGAUAUAUGUGAUAACUUUAGAUGUAACUAUAUAAAGUAAUAUUUCUGAAUAAAAUGAAACUAUGGAGGAAGUAUAAACUAAAAUUAGAAACAGCUUUUGUAGAUCAACAAUUUUUUCACAUUUUUACCAACUAGUUGUAUGUAGUAUGGAAUCAGUUCUUUAUAUAUUUUAUUUAUUGGUUUAUAUACAUAAAUAUUUGUAAGCAUUCUGAUAUUAAAGAAGGAUGAUGGUUUUCA
Leptinotarsa decemlineata (Colorado potato beetle) is the source of this 2312-nucleotide messenger RNA. Its product is annotated as protein FAM114A2. NCBI's taxonomy places the organism in Eukaryota, Metazoa, Arthropoda, Insecta, Coleoptera, Chrysomelidae. The record is from RefSeq and is a predicted model, not a curated record.